Megachile rotundata (alfalfa leafcutting bee) is the source of this 1470-nucleotide messenger RNA. RefSeq lists its product as uncharacterized. The record is from RefSeq and is a predicted model, not a curated record. Lineage: Eukaryota; Metazoa; Arthropoda; Insecta; Hymenoptera; Megachilidae.
AUGGCCAUAAAUAUACAUGACUGUGGUAACUGCGCGUUGCAAUGCGAUCAAAUACCAAACUCGGAUUAUUAUAUCGUGAAAUUGCAAAAAUCACGUUGGAGAGAAAGUAACAUUGCUAUUUCUCCUAAACAUUCAGACAUCUGUAGUACAUCAGACACAUCAAGCAAAGAAUUGAAGAACCUGUGCAGCAGUUCUAGCGAAAAAAGCAAGGUUUGUUCGAAGGAUUCAUUGUACAAAGAUGCGUUGAACGAAUCAAAGUUAUUUGAUAAAGAACAAGAACAAUACCAAGAAUGUCAUACUUCCCCUGUUUGCGAACAUCAUUCAGUAAAUUACAAUGAAUCAGACGAGACCACUUCGUGUACCACCGAUGAAAGUUCCAGACUCAUACAUAGGCAAAGAAACAAGAAAGGUGUCGCCAUCUGGGAACAACUAGUACGUAUCAAAACCUACGACGGAAUUGGUCGAAAGAAUCUGAUAAAUAAUUUAGUACGAUUCCUAUGCACACAGCCUCGUCUAGAAUCUAUUUGUCUUGAGGGCUUGUCAUUAACGCCAGACGAAGGUAUUCGACUCCUAUCGGCACUGUACCAUUCUCGUAAAACAAUGAGAUGCGUAUAUUGUUGGCGUACUUUCGAGAAAAUGGUAAAUAUUGGCGAUCGCGACGAAUCAAGAUCUCGUACGCAUAAAAAGAUCGACAAGUACGACUGGUUUCGUGCGAUCGGUACUUUGAAAUUUCUCACGACAUUAUCCGUAAAUUAUGCGUAUAUAGCUACACCUAGUGGAGAUCUACUUAUCCUUCUAGCCAAAAAACUCGGUCAAAAUUGGUUUUGGCUACAAUUGUUAUGCACGGAAGAAGACAUUAUACAGAGACAAAAUGGCGGGACGAAGAUUACGAAAAAUGUAAUACCGGAUGUCGGUUGGAAGGAAGUUCACUUAUGGGCACCCGCAUUGAAAGUACAAUAUGCCAUUAUUGGAAUACCGAAUUAUGAUAUUCACAAAUGGUUCUAUACGAAAAGCACUCAGGUACAUACCUUUACGCUGUCGACGAGCAUUGAUUUUAAAUUUCAGCAGCCCUGGUAUCUGAAUUGCACAUUUAAAUCACUUUAUUCGUGGCACUCGGACAGUUUAGUAUACUUGUGUCUCCAAUUAUGGCAUAAUCGGGAAAAUUUGGAUAAUCAGUUGAAGAACUUGUUCGUCAAUUUGCCGUCACUUCGAGUUUUUGAAUUUAUCGGCGAAAUUCGGAAGCUAAAAACACUUUGUAGCAUGUGCUUGCAGAUACGAUCGUGCUGCUGCAAGGUUCAUUCUGUCAACAUGCAACUUCAGGAGGUUCUACAUGACGAUAUAGAUAAAGAACAAUGGAUGAAAAGUAUAAAAUGUUUAAUGGUGUGUUUUAAGCAUGACUUUGAAAAGAUGGGCGUUAAAUUUGCAAUAGAUUUUUACUGCAUGUAAUGAAAAAGCCUGUAUUGCGAAGCA